Messenger RNA from Prorocentrum cordatum, 5130 nucleotides. NCBI's taxonomy places the organism in Eukaryota, Dinophyceae, Prorocentrales, Prorocentraceae. The record is from the annotation of a GenBank genome assembly.
CGCCGUUGUGGCUCAAGGCUUUUUAGAUCAAGUACGUUUGAUCCCCGAUCGGCAUAGCUUCGUGUAGCUAUCGGUACCGAAUAGCUUCGUAUAGCUUCAUUUUCAAUCAUACACGGUCCAAGCUAUGUUUCGAGUCAUGGCGCAACUGUGCGCAGUGGGGCUUGUAACUACUUGCGCUGAGCACGUGGACCUGCAGCUCAUGCAGAUGAACACGGCCAGUCUCUUGCGUGGCAGUGGGAUCCAGCCGGGAUGCCAUACCUCAACCCAGGGCGACGAGUGUUACGAGAAGGUGCUGUGGGCGAUGCGGACGGGCAUCAAACAAAACCCAAAGUGGUAUCUCCCUCUGACGAGUAAUUCCAGCUUCGAGGACUUCCAGCAGCACCUGCACACCGUGGGUCGGCUCUCUGACGUGUGCAGAAAGCCAUGUGCAGCGGCGCAGUCAGAGAAGCGACCGACAGAGCAGUUGCCCGCAGUGCCACAGGAGUGCCGCACCAGUGUUGAGGGCGACGCGUGCUACGAGAAGGUUGAGUGGGCGAUGCGGACGGGCAUCAAAAAGCACCCCGCAUGGUAUUUCCCUCUGACGAGUAAUUCCAGCUUCGAGGACUUUCAGCAGCACCUGCACGCCGUGGACAGGCUUUCUGACGUGUGUCCCAAGCCAUGUGCAGCGGCGCAGUCAGAGAAGCGACCGACAGAACAGUUGCCCGCAGUGCCACAGGAGUGCCGCACCAGUGUUGAGGGCGACGAGUGCUACGAGAAGGUUGAGUGGGCGAUGCGGACGGGCAUCAAAAAGCACCCAGCAUGGUAUUUCCCUCUGACGAGUAAUUCCAGCUUCGAGGACUUCCAGCAGCACCUGCACACCGUGGGUCGGCUCUCUGACGUGUGCAGAAAGCCAUGUGCAGCGGCGCAGUCAGAGAAGCGACCGACAGAGCAGUUGCCCGCAGUGCCACAGGAGUGCCGCACCAGUGUUGAGGGCGACGCGUGCUACGAGAAGGUUGAGUGGGCGAUGCGGACGGGCAUCAAAAAGCACCCAGCAUGGUAUUUCCCUCUGACGAGUAAUUCCAGCUUCGAGGACUUCCAGCAGCACCUGCACGCCGUGGACAGGCUUUCUGACGUGUGUCCCAAGCCAUGUGCAGCGGCGCAGUCAGAGAAGCGACCGACAGAACAGUUGCCCGCAGUGCCACAGGAGUGCCGCACCAGUGUUGAGGGCGACGAGUGCUACGAGAAGGUUGAGUGGGCGAUGCGGACGGGCAUCAAAAAGCACCCAGCAUGGUAUUUCCCUCUGACGAGUAAUUCCAGCUUCGAGGAUUUCCAGCAGCACCUGCACGGUGUGGACAAGUUCUCCGAUGUUUGCCCCAAGCCUUGCUCUUGGCGGUCAGCAGACCAGCUCCGGAUAAGUAAUGGUUCCCCGAUGCCUACAGCUCAAUAUAUAGGAACUCCGAUGCCUACAGCGCAGCAUGUUGGAACUCCAAUGCCAACAGAAAUCCAUGAGGAUGACCUACUAAUAUCGGCCUAUCCUGGAUACGAGCAAACCGGUCGCAAUUGCCAGUGUGGAACACCAAUCAGAGAGUUGUCAGAAGAAUUCGCGUCUCUCGAGUUGUGUGCCUCGGAGUGCUCAUUGAUCCCCGACUGCAAGGCCAUCGGUCUUCACCCUUGGCAGUCGAUCUGGAGAGGCCACUGCGAACUCUACGAUGUACCGUGUGGGGAAACGAACGGGCAUGACUCUAACACCACCUGUACCAACCCAACCCCGCUUGGAGCCCUCAGUGUCAAUUUUAACCGGGUACCGACGCCCGCGCCCACUCCUGCACCCACGCCUGCACCAGACCCUUGCGAUGUUACGGAUGGAUCGUUUCUGAGUUCUUCCUACCCGUGUCAGUGCGGGCCUGACGUGGUGUGUGUCACAAGCGAGGUUUGCUCAAAGGACAGGUCAGGCUAUUCGUGCUCUCCUCCGGGCAUUCUCAAGGUAGAAUGGCCGUGUUUGACGAUUUCGAUCGGCAGCCCCUACUUCGUGCUUGCUGGGAGCAGCGCAACAGGAGCGCCAGUAUACAGCAACACCGAUGGCAAUUACAUAUAUUGGGACGUGUCGUGCGAUGGCAUCGAGCGACCUUUGCAAUAUCAGCAGCCGCGAUGGAUUCUCGACUCAGACUCACCAAACAUGACAGCGACCAUGGAUUUAGAUUCUGAUUCGGAGUGCGCUUAUUUUGGGCAUCACGGUAGUACUGAUUUCAAUAGUGUCCCUUUGGGGAGCACAGUUUGGACGGUGGCAUGCGACGGUGAAGUUUCCGACAUGACGGUGAACAUCACAUAUGAAGCAUAUCUUCCCACCCCAUCGCCGACGAUGGAACCUGGGGCACCGUGCACCUGUGACCAGGGAUGUGGCAUGUUUCCUUACCUUGACUUAGACGGUGAUGGUUGCCUAGUGGAGGCAGAAGUGAACAAAGAUGAGAGUCUCAGCGGGCACUUUACCGAGAUCGACACGGACGGGGAUGGCUGCGUUACCCAGACAGAGUGCGGGGACUCGCCGUAUGAUUUGCCUAGGUUCCCAAUCCAGGGCCCAGCUGAAUGCGGCUACGGAUACUAUUUCAUGGACGGCACCAGCGUCUGCCAGCAAUGCACCAACGGUGCCACGCGGCGGCGCCGCUCGGAGGCCUGCAGCGACUGCCCCGCGGACAAAGAGGACGUGGGCGACUUCGAUAACUGCCUCUCGGGUGUGUGGCUCACUGAACCCCUCGCGAUUGGGUCCCGCGUUGCUUUCGUCAACAAGGACAUAGACGAGAGCGGGGUAUUGCUGCAGAAGGGCGAUGGGAUCACCAUGUCGACGCGAAACCCUGGCCACUUCGAGAGAAUGACUAUCAUCGACAAGGUUGGUUUCAAUGAUACCCAGACGUUGUCGUCAGAAUAUGAGUCCCUGCUCAGUGAGAGUGGGCCUUUCUUCGUGCUGGACCACGGGGUGAACGCGCCCUUCAACAAGUUCGACGCGAUCGUCUCUGCUUGUACAAAUGUCAAUGGAAUCUCGCUUAGCGGACAGUAUCCCUGCGGAUGCGGCAUAGAAAUCUGCGAUGUCGGGUACAGGUGUGACGAGCAGUGCAGUGGGAACAACACGGUCCUUGAUUCCUACAUGGGCAUCAGCUACGGGAACGGCGGAUGUUGCAUCGGCCCCCCGGUCUCUCCUCUGCCCACCCCAGCCCCGACGGUGUCGGCCAAGGGUGACCCGCACUUGGUCAACCUUCAAGGCGAGCAUUUCGACAUUAACCACGGCGGCGAGUUCACAUUGCUCCGGAUCCCGCAGGCCGCCGACAGGACCGCCGAGGUGCAGCUUCAGGCAACGAUCCGCCCCGAGCACGGGAAGCCAUGCACCACGUACAUCACCGCGGUUGAGCUAUCGGGCGCGUGGAUUGGUGAGGCUGUCGUGCAGGUGCGCUCCUACCUCAGGUCACACACCAAGAAUGGAAGUGACGAGCUCUUGGGGCUCCGGGUGCUGGAUCCAGGCGCGCCAGAAGAUGUACCGUGGACGAGGCUCGCGGAUUGGACCGAUGGAAACAUCCUUCUCUCCGAGCAGCAGGCAAAGGAAGGCGUCAGGGUGACGAUGGCCAAGUCACAGUGGCGCACCAAAAAGAGCGUGAAGGAAGGAUUGCCGACCGUAGCCGGGCAGAUUCAGAUCAUGAUGCAAAGCAAGUUGAGCGAAGAUUCCGCGAUGAUCGUGGUCCGCCAAGACCUCCCCAUGCAGGAGCACCUGAAUUUGGCCGUACGGCGUUUGAGCGCACUCGGUCGUGCAGACAUUGGCGGACUUCUUGGGUUCGAUGCGCAUGCCGAGUCACUAGAGGACGUCACGCCAGAGUGCCAGCGUCACAGGGAUGGACUGGACACGAACAAAGGUCCGCGCUCAACACCACGCUGGAAGAUUCGUUGGCAGAGGAUCAAGGAGCAGCGCGCGAGCAAUCCCGUACCUGGUGGGUCAAUGAACGACAACGAAGCGGCUGCCAACUUCCUUGGCCUUGGUAAGAUGCGAAUGCAAGAGAAGGACAUGAUGUGCGUCUGCCCCAACGGAGGUCCCAUGCAUCCCACAGGGGACGACUAUGCCGCGAAUCUGAUAGGUGGCAGACGCCUGGGCGUCCUUGCAAAGUUCCAGACUGGCAGGUUUGCGGAGGCAACGUGGGACUGAUGAGCACGCGUCGAGUUGGCCGGCGCGAUCGCCGGCAUCUAUCCGCGCAGCAGCCUUGGGCUCCCGUGUCCCGUGUCUACCUCAAGAAGCUUGCGGGGUUGCGGCUUGGGCGUCUGGCAGGCCUUGCUACGUCGACACGGGUCGCCAGGGGCGGCGGGAGAUUGGUUGGGGCUUCGGCGGGGGCCAGCGGAGAUGAAGGAGAGAGAGAGAGAAAGAGAGCCGUCUUUUCGUAAUUAAUUCAUGUCAGCUACGCACUUUUGUGGCUUUUGAUCCGUUGAGUCUUCUUCGGUUUGCGUGUGCGUGCUCGAUCCCCUUGGCUUCGCAAUGUGUUUAAUAACACGUCUUGGGGCUUCUGUGCCAUGUGCGCACGCGUGUAUCGGGAGCAGCACGUCGAUUGGACGUACCUGAUACCGAUCAACAUCGUAACCACUGCAGCGUGGGAAGUCUAUCACUCUUCUGGAAUGAAUAUUGAGGCAAGCUCUCGGUCCAGAGAGGUUCUUUGCUGUUAAGUUGAGGUUUAUGAAAAGGAGUCCAUUGAGGUUCUUUGCUGUUAAGUUGUUGCUUGCAUGUAAGUCUGACUCGGUCCCAGCAGGCACCGAGAUUUGACACCUCAAUUAGUCAAGCGUAAGCAUGGCUUCUUCACAACUGACGUGCUUUGCCUCCGUUGCCAGUGUGUCAUUCACGGCUCCUUCCCCUGGGACAGCCAGAACGUGCACGUUGUUGUACAGCCAUGCGUGGGGUUGUUCGGCACGCCCUGUCGGGGAGAGCCACCUUGCGAUGUUCGAGCGCAAGUAGUGUCUAGGGCGCAGGCGACCGGCACGAAGAUGCAGCCCAGUGCUACAGUCGUGGUUGCGCGGGAUGCCUACGCCUGCGGCUGCACCCUCCGUACCUUCCGCGACAAAGUUCGAGCUCUUUUGUGGUCAUAUUCCAUUCAUGUUCGAUGAGUUACAAAAAAAAUCCUUGUGGAA